GGACUACACAGUAAACGCAGGCUGAGCACUCAGAGGGUGAAGGAGGACGUGGUGGACUUUGCUCGGUUAAAGUGGCCUUUACUCUUCUCACGCUUCUACGAGGCCUUCAAGUUCUCCGGCCCCAGUCUGCCGAAGAACGAUGUGAUCGUGGCGGUGAACUGGACCGGGGUUUACUUUGUGGACGAGCAGGAGCAGGUCCUUCUGGAGCUUUCCUUCCCAGAGAUCACCGCGGUGUCCAGCAGCAGAGGGGGGAAGCUGCAGGGCCAGAGCUUCACGUUGGCCACGGUGAAAGGAGACGAGUACACGUUCACCUCCAACAACGCUGAGGACAUCAGAGACCUGGUGGUGGACUUCCUGGAGGGUCUGAGGAAGAGGUCUAAGUACGUGGUGGGACUGAUCGACUGCCCCAACCCUGUGGGCGCGGUGGACUCCACCUUCCUGAGUUUCUGUAAGGGGGAUCUGAUCGUCCUGGACGAGCACAGCGGGGAUCAGGUGAUGACGUCGGGCUGGGCUCACGGGAUCAACGACCGCACGAAACUGAGAGGAGACUUCCCUGCUGACUGCGUGUACCUGCUGCCCAGCCUCACCAGGCCGCAGUACGACAUCGUGGCUCUGGUGACGAUGACUCCUAAUCAGAGGCGAGAGUCCAUCGGUUCGUCUCAGCUGAGCGUCUCCGACAUCGAGGACAGAACUAAAGCCCACACGCUGGAGGAGUUCUCCUACGACUACUUCAGGCCUCCUCCGAAGAGCACUCUGAGCAGGGUGAUGAACCCAAAGUCUCGGGGGAAGGAGCGUCUGUGGAGCUGCAGCCGGGAGCCAAUCAAACAGCCGCUGCUGAAGAAGGUGCUCGCCCACCAGGAGCUCUCCCAGGAGGCCUGCCUCGCUUUCAUGGCUCUGAUGAAGUACAUGUGCGACUACCCGUCCAAACGGGCGCGCUCCGUCAACGAGCUCACAGACCAGAUCUUUGAAGGAGCUCUGAAGGCCGAGCCGCUCAAAGACGAGAUCUUCUGUCAGAUCCUCAAACAGCUCACUGAGAACAGCAACACGUACAGUGAGGAGAAGGGCUGGGAGCUGCUGUGGCUCUGCACCGGUCUGUUUCCUCCCAGUAACAUCCUGCUGCCUCAAGUCCAGAAGUUCCUGCAGGCCAAGAAACAUUAUCCUCUCGCUCCGGACUGCAUGCAGCGGCUGCAGAAGGCCUUACGAAAUGGAUCCAGGAAGUACCCUCCUCACCUGGUGGAGGUGGAGGCCAUCCAGCACAAAACCACGCAGAUCUUCCACAAGGUUUAUUUUCCUGAUGACUCCGACGAGGUGUUUGAAGUGGAGUCGAGCACGAAGGCCAAAGAUUUCUGUCACAACAUCUCCGGACGUCUGCUGCUCAAAUCCUCCGAGGGCUUCAGUCUGUUCGUGAAGAUCACCGACAAGGUCAUCAGUGUUCCCGACGGAGACUUCUUCUUCGACUUUGUGAGGCAUCUGACGGACUGGAUCAAGAAAGCUCGGCAUGUGAAAGACGGUGUCUUGCCUUCUCUGACGUAUCAGGUGUUCUUCAUGAAGAAGCUGUGGACCAACACCACGCCGGGAAAAGACACGAUGGCCGACUCCAUCUUCCACUACUACCAGGAGCUCCCUAAGUACCUGCGGGGUUACCACAAGUGUCUGAAGGAGGAGGUGCACCAGCUGGCCGCUCUGAUCUACAGGGUGAAGUUUGAGGACGAUAAAUCUCACUUCAUCAACAUCUCUAAGAUCCUGAAAGACCUCGUCCCUCAGGACCAGAUCCGACACCUGUCCCCCGACGACUGGAAGAGGUCCAUCAUGUCUCUGUUCAACAAACACUCGGGGAAAUCUCAAGAAGAAGCCAAACUGUCCUUCCUCAAAAUCAUCUACAAGUGGACCACGUUCGGCUCUGCCUUCUUUGAAGUCAAGCAAACAACUGAUCUAAAUUACCCAGAAACCCUCCUGAUAGCAAUCAACAAACAUGGAGUCAGUCUCAUUGAUCCUAAAACUAAGGACAUCCUCACCACUCACCCCUUCACUAAGAUCUCUAACUGGAGCAGUGGAAACACGUAUUUCCACAUCACCAUCGGGAACCUGGUGCGCGGCAGCAAGCUGCUCUGUGAGACCGCUCUGGGUUAUAAAAUGGACGACCUGCUGACCUCGUACAUCAGCCAGAUGCUGACGACGAUGACCAAACAGAGAACGUCCCGGGGCAACAACAAGUGAUCCAUUCACCGUCACACACACACACACACACACACACACACACACACACACACACACACACACACACACACACACACACACACACAACACACACACACACACACACACACACACACACAACACCACACACACACACACACACACACACACACACACACACACACACACCUGUGUGAUUUUAACCAAAACAAAGGUUAUUGAGGCGGUUUUUUGGGGUUUCAUUUGUUAUUAAUGCAUCGGCCCCUGUCUUAAAAACUCACAUAUUGCCUUUAAUUGAAGUUUCCCCACCCGGCAAUUUGGAUGGCUCGAUAUAAGAUCAUUAUUAUAAACUGUUUAUAUUAUCGGAUGUUUUAUUUUCAAUGCCAUUCAAAAGUUAGAAAUCUACUGCAACACAAUCGUUUUUAUUAAAAGGAAAGGAUUAUUACAAUAGCUAAUUCCAAACGUUCAUCAUAUUAUCAGAGUUUUCUUAAUUAAUUUCAUUUCAACUUUUUUUUAGACAGAAUUCAGAAAUAAGACCAGAAAUAGUUGGAAAAUCCCCGAAACAGAAGUCUGUUAGUUUGUGUUUGUGAAGUAGCAUUUUGAAUCCUCUAUUUAUCCUCAGAGAUAUUACAAGUUUACCAAACCAGCAUUAAAUAUAAAGACACUUCUGAAACCUAAGAUGUAGACCAUCAUGUAGUGUUUUCUAUUUCUUUUAGUAGAUACAUUGACUGUUUCUGCAGACAAACUUAAAGGUGGGGUAGGUACGUUUGAGAAACCGGCUCGAGUUACACUUGUUGUUAUAUUCCAUGGAAUGCUCUUAACAUCCCGAUAGCAAUGAAUAUCUCAAGUGCUUUGACAAUAAAUCCAUAAAUAAAUAUCUGUGGAAGCCGUGGCGCUGUAAAAAGCACGACCAAUCCUCUGAGCCGGCUAAAGUAACUGGAUGGCCUACCUGCCUGUCAGCCUUCCAUCUGGGCACAAACUUAUCUCGUGCCCUCAUUGGUCAUGUGCGUGUUCGUGUGUGUUGGAGGAGGGGCUCUGUGAGGAAGUGGGAGAUUUCUUCCGGUUGUGUAUUUUCACAUUCUAGCGCACUCAAGCUGGUUUCUCCAAAAUGACCUACCCCACCUUUAAGAUAUAUUGAGAAGACACUGGAUUAAAAAGUAUCUCGAGGUGAACGGAUGAUUUUUUAACGUGUUGUGUGUGCCAGAGUUCCUCCUGAUCCACUGUACCAAAACUACUUAACUAUGUAAAUGUACAAACCCUUAGCGUUGAUCUUUAAGCAUUGAGUCUUAAUCAUACCUGUUUAUGUGACCACUGAUGUAGACGUGAAUAAAUGACGUUUUGCAAAGAG
Messenger RNA from Gymnodraco acuticeps, 3544 nucleotides. Its product is annotated as unconventional myosin-VIIa-like. The record is from RefSeq and is a predicted model, not a curated record. NCBI's taxonomy places the organism in Eukaryota, Metazoa, Chordata, Actinopteri, Perciformes, Bathydraconidae. Gene Ontology annotation, molecular function: protein binding; ATP binding; cytoskeletal motor activity. Gene Ontology annotation, cellular component: myosin complex; cytoskeleton.